Cydia strobilella is the source of this 1732-nucleotide messenger RNA. RefSeq lists its product as uncharacterized. The transcript has 9 exons. The record is from RefSeq and is a predicted model, not a curated record. Gene Ontology annotation, molecular function: zinc ion binding; oxidoreductase activity. NCBI's taxonomy places the organism in Eukaryota, Metazoa, Arthropoda, Insecta, Lepidoptera, Tortricidae. Bases 12 to 1043 code for a protein of 343 amino acids.
CAGCUUUAAACAUGGAAGCUGUAGUGUUCAACGGUGCCAACCUCACCUUAAAGUACGAGAGCAAGUACCCGCUCCCUAAAAUCAUUGAGGACCAUGAUGUCAUCGUGAAGGUGCAUUACUCGGGCAUAUGCGGCACGGAUCUGCACAUUAUCCAGGGCGAGUUCCCCGCACGUAAGGACCGUCCGCUGCCCAUGGGGCACGAGUUCAGCGGCGUCAUCACCGAGGUCGGGAAGGCUGCCAACUUUACAGUGGGACAGAAGGUGGUCGUUGACCCUAACAGUGCUUGCAAUCGAUGCGAUUUCUGCCACAAUGGCAACUACCAUUACUGUCUUACGGCUGGUAUUAACAGCACUAUUGGAAUCUGGCAAGAUGGCGGCUGGGCUGAGUACGUGCGGUGCCCGGACACGAACGUCUUCGCGCUGCCGGAUGAAAUCACUACUAAACAAGGGGGUCUUUGCGAGCCCUACUCGUGCGUAUCUCACGGAUUUGACCGAGCCGCCCCUCUGCAGAUUGGAGAGAAGAUACUUGUGGUCGGUGCUGGCAUCAUUGGCAACUUGUGGGUGACUGCGCUUCAUCAUCAGGGUCACCGGGAGGUCACAGUCUCAGAGAUGAACAAAUCCAGGCUGGAGAUCGUCAAAAAACUGAACACUGGAUACCGGCUCAUAUCCCCUGACGUGCUCUCCAAAGAAGACAAAUUGUAUGAUGUCAUCGUUGAUUGUACAGGCGUCGGGAAGGUGAUGGAGAUCAAUUUUAAAUACCUGAACCACGGCGGUAAAUAUGUCCUCUUCGGUUGCUGUCCUCCCACACACCAAGCUACGGUUAAUCCGUUCCAGAUCUACAACAAGGAAAUAACAGUUAUUGGCGUCAAGAUCAACCCGCACACUUUCCCGAAGACCAUUGGGUGGCUAAAGGCCAUGGGAGAAAGAUACUUGAGCUACGAAAACCUGGGCAUCAAGACAUACAAAUUGUCAGAGUAUCAAAAGGCCCUGGACGACUUAAAAACCGGCACCAUCUCCAAGGCUGUGUUUAAACUGCUCAAGUAAAUAAUGAUGAUCAGAGCCCGGAAUUUACUUCUCUAUUCUUGCUUUUCUCUAUCCUUAUUUCUGUUUUCCUUUUCUUUUCGUCCUUGGUGGUAACGCGGCCCUUUCGGCCAAGGCACCAAUCUUCUCAUAAAAAAGCAGUCGCUGGUCACUAUGUCGACCAAACUGUGUAAAAAAAAGCCCGGAAUUUUCGCGGCAAAACAAAAGACUGUCACAAUCUUGCUAGAGUUAGAAACAUUUUUUAACGAUAUCGAUAUUAUUCAUUUUUUAUAGAAAUUUUCGUUUUCUGUGAAAGUUUCGUGAAUUUCCGAAAACUUUUUUGAAAAUUUCUGGAAACUCCAGCAGCAUCCCCAUACUGUAUUAAUGCAAAUAAAUAAUUUCUGAUUUCUGAUUUCAAAUUGCACAUCUGUCAAAGUCGGUGCAGAGUUACCUUAGACGAACUUUAUUCGGUAUGUGGAUUGUAGAGGGGGAAUUGAAAUGACACUUGUCAACUGUCAAAUUGACCCACUAGACGAGCGGUACGAGAGGUUUUUCUGCAUUUUUUUGUUAUUUUUUUAUAUUUAGGAUUUUGAACAAUUUUUUUAAUUGUAAAUAAUGGCUUAGUACACUGGAUUCGAUUUUGUAUUUUUUUUACUAAAUGUACAGUCAACUGAUUAAGCCUAUUUUUUGUUAAUAAAAAUAUUACUAAUGAA